Mesorhabditis belari is the source of this 1728-nucleotide messenger RNA. The record is from the annotation of a GenBank genome assembly. NCBI's taxonomy places the organism in Eukaryota, Metazoa, Nematoda, Chromadorea, Rhabditida, Rhabditidae.
AUGAUCUCCUCUCGAAAUGUGACCAUAUUGACGACAAUUCUCUCAACAACAUGUCUCCUUUUGAUGGUCACCGUUCUGCCAUUGACAAUGUUGAAAAUUCAACGCGCUAACACGUUUAUGCUGGACAAAGUGCAGCAGUGCAGGAUGGAUUCUUCCGAUCUAUGGAAACAAGUGGCGGCUGGUGAGGUUCGAAUGAAGAGGCAAAACUAUGCGAAUGAAGGGGCAAAGGGAACUAUAAAUGGGGGAAAAUGUUGCUCUUGUCAACAAGGUCCACCCGGUCCUCCCGGUGGCUCCGGACAAUCAGGAAUGGAUGGAGAGCCGGGAAUGAUCGGAUCAAAUGGGAGAAACGGUCGAUCCGGGAAGUACGUGAUGCCACCAAAAAACGAUGAUCUUUCAUGUCAAAAGUGUCCCUCGGCGGUUCAGGGUCCACCCGGGCAUCCCGGUGCCAAAGGAGCGAGGGGACAAGCUGGUCAAGCAGGCACUGAUGGAAGCAAUGGAAACCCGAGCAGACAAGGCCCACCCGGACCCCCGGGAGUUCGUGGACAACCGGGAAUGAUUGGAAUCCAGGGACCUCCAGGAGACCCAGGUCGAGUGCUGAAUGGAGCUCCUCAAGGUCCAAGUGGACCCCUCGGACAAAUGGGACCUCGGGGAAAGCCAGGAGUUAACGGAAUUGAUGGUAACUCUGGUGGAUUGGGCCCAGCCGGUUCCCGGGGAGAACAAGGUCAAAGGGGUUCAUCCGGUCAAAGAGGUUUGCCUGGACCAACCGGACCGCUUGGAUCACCGGGAAUCAAAGGUUCCUGCAAUCAUUGUGCCAAGAGUGACAGAAAACAGGAGACAGCAGCUAAACAGCAAACUUCUGAAGACUACGGAUCAAAUAACAAUCAACAGAAUAUUUAUAAUCAAGAACAAACUGCUUCUGGUUACGAGUAUGAGGCUCGUGAAGAGUCAAGAAAUAACCAAAGAUACGAUGCUCAAGAAUCAAAAGAAAGCUAUGAAAAUCAGAGACCGAAGUCAUACAACCAAGCGAAAGUAACCGCUUCUACUUAUGAGUCUGAGGCUCCAAGUCAAGGAGAGGAGUACGGUAAUCAAGGAAAAGUCUACAACUCUGGAACCAAUCGGAAUCUCCAAAAUGAGUAUGAGAGUGGACAGGAAAGAGGACAGGAAAGAGGACAAGAAAGAGGACAAGAAAGAGGACAAGAAAGAGGACAAGAAAGAGGACAAGAAAGAGGACAAGAAAGAGGACAAGGAUCCCCGCCAUCCCCGCAACCCCCAGCUCAAUACAACUCGUUUGGGGCACAGAAGACUGAGAAGAUCAGCUAUGACAACAGUGUCCCAUCGGCUUUCCCCAACCCGGCCACCAAUCCCUCGAAAGGUUACAACGCUAAAGCGAUGGCAGCACCCACCAAUCAUUUCUUCUCGGGACAAGUUAACUCUCGCGGUUACGGUCAACCAAAUCGUGUGGCGACGAACUUCGCGAAUGAGCCACCCGCUUUCUCGAUUCUCCAACCAAUGAGCAGUCCUCGGGUGUACGGGCAAGCUGUUUUUCAAGGACAGCACUAUCGAGGGCAAAUGAUCAGCAAUCAGCGAACGGCGAGUGAUUAUGGAUAUGGAGCUGUUGGAUAUCAACCACCACAGCCGAAUCCCGGAUAUCAGGGCUACACUUCACCACAACAAAAUUGGAAUCGAAACCCUGGUGAGACUCAAUUUUGUGAGAAAGAGCAAAGUUUU